Fopius arisanus is the source of this 10547-nucleotide messenger RNA. RefSeq names its product Inositol 1,4,5,-trisphosphate receptor (gene Itpr). NCBI's taxonomy places the organism in Eukaryota, Metazoa, Arthropoda, Insecta, Hymenoptera, Braconidae. The record is from RefSeq and is a predicted model, not a curated record. Gene Ontology annotation, cellular component: endoplasmic reticulum; membrane. Gene Ontology annotation, biological process: calcium ion transmembrane transport. Gene Ontology annotation, molecular function: inositol 1,4,5-trisphosphate-gated calcium channel activity; inositol 1,4,5 trisphosphate binding. Bases 1061 to 9448 code for a protein of 2795 amino acids. The transcript is spliced from 18 exons.
ACAUAAAUAUUCACGAAGUGACCGAGGAAAACUGGUUCAUUCCAAUCCAUUAAAAAUUGUUCCUCAAAAUAUAUUAUUUCAAAUAAAUGAUUUACCAAAACCCUAAAAACGACUCUGACUACGCAAUUUAUUUAUUCAAACUCGAUUUGACAAGGAAAAAAAAUUAAAGAAAUGGACUGAAGCUUUUAAAGUUGCUCUUAAAAGCUCUCGAGUCGAUUUAAAAAGUGAAAAAUUUCAAUGAUCCACCGCUGGAUGUCACUGGAGCACCCUCCCCGCUGUCCCCCCAGCUGAUGCUCCUCCAGUCCUGGAGUAGCUCGAAUGCACCACGUUCGCCCAGUAAUGUCGGGACCACCGUAUGGUUAGUGUCAUCGCAAUAUCUAAAUAAUCCUCACAAACACAAUCCAUCUCCCUCUAAACUCCAAUUCACUCUGUUUAUCCCUCAGUGAGUUGUUCAAGGUGAUAAACAUAAAUAGCUGGAGUACGCGGUACCGCCGAUCCCUCAUUAUUUCCAUCACUAAUUACCGCACAUGAGUCGAGGAAAAAUACUGUAGGGAAAUGAAAUAUCUCGUCACUGGGAUUCUGCUUGUCAAACAGCCUUUAUUGACGAUACGUACCGAGGAAGGUAACACGAAUACAUCGUCUGCACGAGCUCCGAUAAUUAGGAGUAAUCCACUAGUACUCGCUGUGGAGAGGGAAAAAAAAAAAUAAAAAUGUGCGGACAAGUAGUUAAAUCCCUUGGUUGACAGGCCGGUCCCGAGGACAACUGAAAUCCAGAGAAAAAGAGUCCAUCGGUCAAAGUAAAAAGACCAAACGAGGUCGACAUUUUUUUUUUCUCUCGUGACAGUAUAUUUGUCGUCGGAUGAGUUUUAUUCAAUAUCAUCCACUCGUUACCCUGACGUCCGUUAAAAUAAUGAGUUAAGUUAUUGAUUGGUGUUGAGUAAUUGCGAGUGGAAAAAUUCGGUAUUGGUUUAGCCAUUUCAGGAUAUUAUGGAUGAUGCACUGGUCUGAGGGGCCCAUCGGUCCUGAAUAAAAUCCAUCAACUCUGGCGACCAGCUUCGAAAUGGGAGAGAUCCUCGGCUCCGCGAGUUUUCUCCAUCUGGGGGAUAUUGUCAGCCUCUACGCCGAGGGCAAUGUCUCCGGAUUUUUGUCAACAUUGGGAUUGGUCGACGACAGAUGCGUCGUGUGCCCAGAGGCCGGAGAUCUAUCAAAUCCACCCAAAAAAUUCCGAGACUGCCUCUUCAAAAUAUGCCCCAUGAACCGGUAUUCCGCCCAGAAGCAGUUCUGGAAGGCAGCAAAACAGAGUGGAAGUUCGUCGACUGAUGCCGUCCUGUUGAAACGUCUUCAUCAUGCAGCUGAGAUUGAGAAGAAGCAGAAUGAAACUGAAAACAAGAAGUUGCUGGGGACUGUUGUCUCGUACGGGAAUGUCGUCCAGUUGCUGCACCUCAAAUCCAACAAAUUCUUGACAGUAAACAAGAGAUUACCGGCUUUACUCGAGAAGAACGCAAUGAGAGUGUACCUCGAUGCAAACGGUAACGAGGGGUCGUGGCUGUACAUAAUGCCCUUCUACAAAUUGCGAAGUGAUGGUGACAGCGUGGUGGUGGGUGAUAAAGUGAUAAUGGAGCCAGUGAAUGCAGGUCGUCAGGGGCUGCACGUGGCAGCGAAUUACGAGCUGAGUGAUAAUCCAGGUUGCAAAGAGGUGAAUGUGGUGAACGCCUCGACCUCCUGGAAGGUGACGCUGUUCAUGGAGCACAGGGAGAACCAGGAGGAGAUACUCAAAGGAGGAGACGUAGUGAGACUCUUCCACGCGGAGCAGGAGAAAUUUCUGACGAUGGAUGAGUACAAGAAGAAGCAGCACGUAUUUCUGCGAACGACAGGGCGAACAAGCGCAACAGCUGCAACGAGCAGCAAAGCCCUGUGGGAGGUGGAGGUGGUGCAGCACGAUCCCUGCAGAGGAGGGGCCGGCCACUGGAACUCUUUAUUCAGAUUCAAGCACCUGGCGACAGGGCAAUACCUGGCAGCUGAGAUCGAUACAGACGAGCCUCCAGAGAUGAUAAAAGGGAAACGAGAGCCACCGGGUGCUAUCUAUCGUCUGGUGUCAGUGCCCCACAGCAACGAGAUCAGUUCCCUCUUCGAGCUCGAUCCCACGACCUUGACGAGGGGUGACAGCCUCGUUCCUCAGUCCUCAUUCGUGAGACUCCACCACAUCUGCACGAAUACCUGGGUCCACUCCACGAGUGUUCCCAUCGACAAGGACGACGAAAAGCCAGUGAUGUCCAAGGUUGGCUGUGCCAUCAGCAAGGAGGACAAGGAGGCAUUUGCCCUGAGAUCCGUCUCCCCAGUAGAAGUUCGAGAUCUCGAUUUUGCCAAUGACGCGUGCAAGGUACUCGCUGCCAUCAGUGGAAAAUUGGAGAAGGGGACUAUAUCCCAUAACGAGAGACGAGCUGUAACGAGUCUUCUCCAGGAUAUCGUGUACUUCAUCGCUGGAUUGGAGAAUGAGCAGAACAAGUCCGAGGCACUUGAGCUCAUCGUGACGAAUGCUGUGAGGGACAGGCAGAAACUCCUCAGAGAGCAGUACAUUCUUGGACAGCUCUUCAAGAUCCUCCAGGCGCCUUUCCUGGAGUCUGCUGCUGGGGAGGGACCCUUCCUGAGGAUCGAGGAGCUCAACGAUCCUCGGCAUGCACCUUACAAGUACAUGUUCAGGCUGUGUUACAGAAUUUUGAGACUAUCUCAGCAAGACUACAGAAAGAACCAGGAGUACAUUGCCAAACACUUUGCAUUCAUGCAGAAGCAGAUUGGAUAUGACAUUCUCGCUGAGGACACCAUCACUGCUCUGUUGCAUAAUAAUAGAAAACUCCUGGAGAAGCACAUAACUGCUGCUGAGAUCGAGACAUUCGUGGGUCUCGUCAGGAAGAAUAUGUUCAACUGGGAGUCGAGAUUUUUAGAUUAUCUGUCUGAUCUUUGUAUUUCUAAUAAGAAGGCAAUUGCUGUCACCCAGGAGCUCAUCUGCAAGAGCGUUCUCAGUGAGAAGAAUAAGGAUAUCUUGAUCGAGACGAGGAUGUUCAAGACACAGGUGGAGGUCGAGGAGGAGGUGGACGAGAGGCAGGAUGGGGAGUCGAGAAUAACAAUUUUAGAGGAACUCGAGGUACUUCUCGUGUGGAACAAUGGAAAACGGUCGAUGUCACUCGGUGAAUUGUCCAGGGGCGCUAAAAUGGGGAACAUCGAGGACGCUGCUAUCCUCGAUUACUACAGACAUCAGUUGAAUCUAUUCAGCAAUAUGUGUUUGAAUAGGCAGUACCUGGCGCUUAACAGCUUAUCACCUCAUUUGGGAAUUGAUUUGAUUUUGAAGUGCAUGGAGGAUGAGACUGUGCCGUAUGAACUCAGGGCAUCUUUUUGCAGGCUCAUGCUGCAUCUCCAUGUUGAUAGGGAUCCCCAGGAGCAGGUGACACCCGUCAAAUAUGCCAGGCUGUGGUCCGAGAUCCCCUCGCAGAUGAGCAUUAAUGAUUAUGAUACUAAUAAAAUGCCGGAUGAGAAUAAAGAGGCUGUCAGGGCGAGGUUCAGUCAGACUAUUAUUUUUGUGGAGGAUUAUCUGUGCAAUGUUGUCGCCAGGAUGUGGUCCUUUGGGGAUCAGGAGCAGAACAAACUCACAUUUGAGGUGGUGAAAUUGGCUCGUGAUUUGAUUUAUUUCGGAUUCUACAGCUUCAGUGACUUAUUAAGAUUAACGAGAACUUUAUUGAGUAUUCUGGACUGCGUGUCAGAGAACGAUUGCCCCGAUGGAAAAAUACCUACAGGUGAAAUUGAUUCUGAGAAAAGGGAACCCGAGACAAAAGCUGAAGGUGGUGUACUGAGAUGUAUCGGGGACAUGGGUGCAGUGAUGACUUCUCUUACCCUGGGCCCGGCAGGUCCUGUGAUAGCGGGAAGUACUUCUCCGAGACCGAAGUCCUCCACGAAGAAAGAAUAUCCCCUAGUGAUGGAUACGAAGCUAAAAAUUAUUGAAAUUCUCCAAUUUAUCCUGGACGUUCGACUGGACUACAGGAUCUCCUGCCUGUUGAGCAUCUUCAAGCAGGAGUUCGACGAGAACGAGAAAGCCUCCGGGGACGUCAAUCUCGGGCAGAAGGGGAUUGACCUCGAGUCCAUUGGACAACAGGCGGAGGGAAUAUUCGGCAGCAGCGAUGAAUGUGUGGCCCUGGAUCUCGAUGGUCAGGGUGGGAGAACAUUCCUGAGGGUGCUCCUUCAUCUAGCCAUGCAUGACUACCCCCCAUUGGUGUCAGGAGCCCUUCAUCUAUUAUUCAGACACUUCAGUCAAAGACAAGAGGUCCUCCAGGCUUUUAAGCAGGUGCAAUUGCUAGUGUCUGAUAGUGACGUUGAGUCCUACAAGCAGAUAAAAGCGGACCUGGACGUGCUUCGUCAAUCCGUGGAGAAAUCAGAACUCUGGGUGUACAAAUCGAAAUCCACCGAGGAGCACAGCGGGGGAAAAAAGAAAAAGAGUACAAAAGACGACGAGGAGGAUGCAGGAGCGACUCCUAGGAAGCCAGCCCCCCAGUUAUCGUCAUCAGACAAAAAAGGUUCGGCAAUAGACCUGGACGUGGGUCCUCCACUGCAUCCGGAGCAGGCAGACGAGUACAGAAAGAUACAGCAGAUUUUAAUCAGAAUGAAUAAAUUGUGUAUUCAAGCUGUGCCAGGGGGUGGAGUGAAACCUCGUAAACACGAGCAGAGACUCCUGAGGAACGUGGGGGUUCACACAAUCGUUCUCGAUCUUCUGCAGGUCCCCUUUGAUGCCAAGGAGGACAUCAGGAUGAAUGAGCUGAUGAGACUAGCCCACGAUUUUCUCCAAAAUUUUUGUCUUGGUAAUCAGCAGAAUCAAAUUCUACUCCACAAGCAGUUGGAUCUCUUUCUCAAUCCUGGAAUACGAGAGGCUCAGACAGUAUGCAGUAUAUUCCAGGACAACUCCACCCUCUGCAACGAAGUCAGUGCCAAAGUCAUUCAGCACUUUGUCCACUGCAUCGAGACUCACGGCAAACACGUGCAGUACUUGAAGUUCCUCCAGACGAUAGUCAAAGCUGAGAAUCAGUUCAUCAGGAAGUGCCAGGAGAUGGUGAUGCAGGAGUUGGUGCAGGCUGGUGAGGAUGUUCUCGUAUUUUACAACGACAGGGCAUCCUUUAAUCAUUUCGUGGAGAUGAUGAGGUCUGAGAGAUUCAGGAUGGAUGAGAGCAGUCCACUGAAGUACCACGUGGAGCUCGUCAAGCUGUUGGCAUGCUGCACCAUGGGAAAGAACGUUAACACUGAGAUCAAGUGUCAUAGUCUUCUACCACUGGACGACAUCGUCGCCAUGGUCUCUCACUCGGACUGCCUCCCAGAGGUCAAGGAGGCGUACAUCAACUUCUUGAAUCACUGCUACAUCGACACUGAAGUGGAAAUGAAGGAGAUUUACACGUCGAAUCACAUGUGGUCGCUGUUCGAGAAGUCGUUUAUCGUCGAUAUGAGUCUCAUCGCUACUGCAACGCACGACAGAAAUCACGCAGACGUCGCUCUCGAGAAUUAUGUCACCAAUUGUCUCAUGAACAUCAUCACUACGUUCUUCAGCAGCCCUUUCUCCGAUCAGAGCACUACUGUCCAGAAACACCUGCACGAGGCCAGGCUGUUUUGGAAUCUCAAGGAGUGCGACAGGAUCAUCGACGACCCAGACUCUACAAGGCAGCCGAUAUUCGUUCAGCUACUUCAUGCUGCCUUCGAGGUGUCACAGUGCGCCUGGUUGAAUGCUGGACAGAGAUUUAAUGUCGAGAAUUGUAUAAGAACGUUAUCAGAUGUUGCGAAGGGACGAGGCAUCGCGAUACCGACAGACCUGGAGUGUCAAGUGGCCACAAUGUUCAAUAAAGCUGCGAUGCUCAGUAGACAGACCACCAAGUGGUUGCAAGCGGCAAAGCAGCCGAAAAUCGAACGUAGUCAGAGUCAGCAGUUGAUGCGAUUGGACAGAAGUAUAAUCGAGGGACUUCAAGACAUAGUUUCCCUCCUGGAGGAGCAAUUGAAGCCCCUCGUGCAGUCGGAGCUCUCCCUCCUGGUGGACAUCCUGUACCGACCUGAGUUGCUCUUCCCCGUUGGCACAGAUGCACGAAAAAGAUGUGAAAACGGUGGCUUCAUUCGAAGAUUAAUUAAACACACGGAGAAACUACUCGAGGAGACGGAAGAGAAACUCUGUGUCAAAGUACUGAGAACACUCCGUGAAAUGAUGGCUAUUGACCCCGAGUACGGUGAAAAGGAAAGUGAGGAUGUGGAUGCGGGAGUGGAUGCCGAGAGGGGAAACGAUUUGACACUUGGAACAGAAUCAAAUGAUCAGUUGCAAACACAGCAAAUGACUCAACUGCAGCGGGGUGAGGCUUUGAGGAACAACUUGCUGAUUCGUUACUUCGGGAAAGCCUUCCUCCAAAAAUCGGAAAACGUGGAAAUUGGGGUGCGAAACUCCACAUCAGUGACGCAUGGCCCAGGAGCGAAACUCCUGAGCCGAGCCGGAAGAACACUGCACGAGGUCCAGAGCCACCUGGACCGAGAGGGUGCAUCUGAUCUCGUGGUAGAGCUAGUAAUAAAAAGUGUGCACUCUCCAAGUAUUUUUGUGGAGGCAGUGGAGCUGGGAAUAGCGCUGCUGGAGGGUGGAAAUCCAAUAAUUCAAAAGAGCGUCUUCUCGAAAUUAAUGGGAGACGACCUGAGUCAGUCCUUCUUCAAGGUCUUCAACGAGAAGAUGAAGGAUUCCCAGCAGGAGAUAAAGGCGACUGUAACGGUGAAUACAUCUGAUAUCGCGGCGAAGGCGCACGAGGACAAGGAGCAAAACAAGGAACUGGAGAAAAUCUCGAAGAAGCGUUUGUCAACGAAACCGAACGGCAUCGUAAUAACCGAGGAACUCCGGGAGGAGCUCAACCAGGCGGCAGCCUCGACAGCCCAAGCUUACGCCAAUGUGCGAACCCUAGCCUCUGGUGAGGAUAUAUCGAACAACGCAGCCCUGGGGUACGCCCUCGAGGACAUGCUCGCUGAGAAACUCGACAGACACCGAGGGAACAGCUCAGAGCGUGAAGAGGGUCUCCUCAGUGCAAAAGUCCUCGUGAUGCAGCCAAUCCUCAGGUUCCUGCAGCUCCUCUGCGAGAACCACAACAGAGACUUACAGAAUUAUCUCCGGAAUCAGAACAAUAAAACUAAUUUCAAUUUGGUAUCAGAGACUCUAAUGUUUCUCGACUGCAUCUGUGGGUCGACGACGGGCGGUCUAGGUCUCCUGGGGCUGUACAUAAAUGAGCACAACGUAGCCCUCAUAAAUCAGACCCUGGAAACAUUGACAGAGUACUGCCAGGGCCCCUGUCACGACAACCAGAACUGCAUAGCAACGCACGAGUCCAACGGUCUCGACAUUAUCACAGCUCUAAUUCUCAAUGACAUCAAUCCCCUGGGUAAAACUCGAAUGGAUCUAGUCCUGGAGUUAAAGAAUAACGCGAGUAAAUUACUCCUCGCUAUAAUGGAGAGCAGAGGUGACAGUGAGAAUGCCGAGAGAAUUCUGUACAACAUGAAUCCAAAACAACUGGUGGAUGUGGCAUGCAGGGCAUUCCAUCAGGAGUCCCUGGACGAAGAUCCAGACUCGGACGACGCCUCCACCGACAGCGACGAGGGUGUAUCCCCAAAAGAGGUCGGCCACAACAUCUACAUCCUCUGCCAUCAACUGGCUCAUCACAACAAGGAACUCGCCACGAUGCUCCGCCCAUCGGAGCUCAACAAUGCCGAUCCAAAAAUAAACAAAGCCCUCAAAUACUACGCAACCCACACAUCGCAGAUUGAAAUAGUCCGACACGACAGGACCCUCGAGCAAAUUGUCUUCCCCAUCCCCGAGAUCUGCGAGCUCAUAACUCUGGACACGAAGAUGAAGGUCCUCCAUACCGCUGAGAGAGACGAUCAGGGUUCCAAGGUCUCGGACUUCUUCGAGAGAACUGAGGAUAUGUUCAACGAGAUGAAGUGGCAGAAGAAACUUCGAGGCCAGCCAAUGCUCUUCUGGAUGAGCAGUUAUAUGUCCCUGUGGAGCAAUCUACUCUUCAACUGUGCAGUCCUGAUAAAUCUCAUCGUGGCAUUCUUCUAUCCCUUCGUCGAUAAUGUGCCUAAACUGAUAAUUCCCCAGCUCUCGGGUCUCAUCUGGACGGUGAUGCUGUCUUCAGGGGCUAUCGUCCUCACCCUCCCCAGGGUAACUGGCAUACGAACUCUAGCUGCAUCCACAAUACUCAGAUUAAUCUUCUCCAUCGGUCCCGAGCCCACUCUCAUGCUCCUGGGUUUCACCACUAUAAUCUUCAAGAUAGUCCACAUGAUCAGCAUAAUUGGUAAUCAAGGAACCCUCACCAAGAGUGCCCAGCAAAUAAUAACGAACGCCGAGCUGUGGUAUCACGCUGUUUAUCUCAUGUUCUGCGUCCUGGGGAUAUGUAUGCAUCCAUUUUUCUACUCAGUCCUCUUGUUCGACGUCGUCUACAGGGAGGAAACACUUCUCAAUGUCAUAAGAUCUGUCACGAGAAAUGGUAGAUCGAUUAUUCUCACAGCAGUUCUCGCACUCAUUCUCGUCUACAUGUUCUCGAUAAUCGGUUACAUGUUCUUCAAGGACGAUUUUCUAGUCGGUGUCGACGAGGAGAUAAUCUCCCAAGUGCCUAUGGGUACUUGCGAGUCAGGAAGCUGCGAGGCUACGGAGACGCUGUCGAGGUAUGUGCAGGAGGUAAACGAAAAGCAGUCCGCAGAGAUGGUGAGCGUUGGAGGUGAAAUGAAAGAGAGGGCGUGUGACUCCUUGGUGAUGUGCAUCGUCACAACCCUGAAUCAGGGGCUGAGAAAUGGCGGAGGCAUUGGCGACGUCCUCAGAGCUCCCUCAAGCACUGAGCCCCUCUUCGUGGCUAGAGUUGUCUAUGAUCUUCUAUUCUUCUUCGUCGUCAUCAUUAUUGUUCUGAAUCUGAUAUUCGGUGUGAUAAUUGAUACCUUCGCUGAUCUGAGAUCUGAGAAGCAGCAGAAGGAGUUGAUCCUGAAGAACACUUGUUUCAUCUGUGGACUUAAUAGAUCAGCAUUUGAUAACAAAACUGUCUCGUUCGAGGAACAUAUUAAGCACGAGCACAAUAUGUGGCAUUAUCUCUAUUUCAUUGUUCUGGUGAAGGUGAAGGAUCCAACGGAGUUCACAGGCCCUGAGUCAUACGUGUACGCCAUGGUCAAGGAUCGUAAUCUCGACUGGUUUCCAAGGCUACGUGCUAAAUCACUGGCGGCUGAUGAGGGAGAAGGAGAACAGGUGGAAUUGCGGAGUCUUCAGUCUCAGUUGGAGUCGACUCAGCUGCUGGUUAAGUGCCUGUCACAACAACUUACCGAACUGAGGGAUCAGAUGACGGAGCAACGCAAGCAGAAGCAGAGACUUGGACUACUAAAUUCAGCAUCUGCUUUUCUUCACAAUCCACCGACGUAAACAGAAAAUAGAGGAGAAGAGAAUUUAAUCUCAGUCGUGGGAUCAUUGCAUGGGAAUUUAUAAAAUAGUUAUCUCUCUAAUAACUGUCUCGAACAUGAUUUAUAUUGAUGGAUAAUAAUAAUUGUUCGUGGUGAUUUUUUUUAUCGGACACAUAUCUCUGAUUUCGGCCCAUAUCGAUUUAUCUUAUUACGAUUUUUGUCGGGUAGAUGUGACUGUACUCUGAAUUUUAUAGCAGGAGUUCUAGAAUUUCUAAUAAUGUCUCGAUUGUCACUCAGAAUAAUGUAAUAAUUAGGAAUUUUUGGACGUUCUAUCGAUUGAAAGUCAUCAUAAUGAAAAUUAUGGAACAAAUGCUCAUUAAUUAGGGAUAGGGACUCUUUUUUUUUUAAUGGGUUUUCGUUGAUUUUAUUGAAGGUUUUUGGAAAAUAUUCUUUGAUUUUUCGAUGAAUUUACUUACCGAGCGAUUUUUUCGACAAUCAUUGGCAUAUCUUGUGCACAGCACUAAUCAAAUUUUUCGAUUAUCUCGAUUAUGAUAGAGUAGUCGUCAUUUGAUGGAGAAUAAAAUUUAGGGAACAACUGGAUGGAAGCAAAUGAAAUUACAUAAUGUCCCAUUAAUGUCGUAUAUCUCUUGAGCUUCUUUCAUAUGUACAGUAUCAUGAGUUGUAUUAACGUCUUUCAUAAACUUUAAAAAAUGUAACGAGAGUGACACGGAGGAGUGGAGAAUAUUCGAGGGAUCGGAGAGGCUCUCUUGAAAGGAGAUAUGAAAUAAAAAUCUCUCAUUACGUAAAAUAAUAGUCAUCAAGUGUCAUAAUUAUCUGGGAAUGUAAAUAUAAAGUUAAGUUUGUUCUCGUUGAACUAAUUCUAUCAAUGUACAAUAUCAUUCUAUUAAUUUUUUACUUCCCGUACUACGAAUUUGUGCCAAUAAUUUCCCAUAAUAAUUUAAGGACGAUUAUCGUCAAUCUGCCAAUGUAGAUCUUUUUAUUUUCCCUAAUUCAAUCGUCUCAGGAUAUCCGCAGAAAAUGAAAAAUUAAUCGUGUUAACGAAGAUGUGUAAAAUACCUGUAAUGUGUUAUGUUUCAAUAAAGAUGAAUUGUUUUAUAUUA